AUGAUUCUCUUUCGCUGUGCACCCUCACUAUCUCAUGGAUAUGCAAGGACAUUCUUUACAUUACCUUCCUUGAAUUCAACACUUCAAACGUUUCAUGAAAGUAAAGUGUUUCACUAUAAGAAAAAAGAGCUUUUUGAUAUUGUCUCAAAUGUGUCAACUUACUCUCGAUUCGUUCCCUUCUGCACCGGGUCGCGCAUACUUAAUGCAUCCACGCGAAACGAGAUGGAGCCCUUCACGAUGGAUGCGGAGCUGACGGUUGGGUUUCUUUCUUUCAACGAGAGCUACAUUAGCAAGGUGACUUGUGUUCCACACAGCUCAGUGGAGGCGGUCGCAUCUUCCUCAACACCCUUGUUCAAAACUUUGUCGACCAUUUGGCGGUUUGAGCCUUGUCCCAAAGGAAGCGGUGAAAAUGAUUGUCUCAACAGUACUCUAGUUACAUUGGACCUUUCGUUUGCUUUUGCAAGCCCAGUUCAUGCUGCAGUUUCUUCAGCAUUUUUCGGACAGGUGUCAAAGCAGAUGGUGCAAGCAUUUGAAGAUAGAUGUUCGAAAGUGUAUCAGAGUAAAGACAGUCAUCAUACAAUAGUCCUUCCAUAA
Messenger RNA from Lentinula edodes (shiitake mushroom), 594 nucleotides. RefSeq names its product dehydrase and lipid transport-domain-containing protein. The record is from RefSeq and is a predicted model, not a curated record. Gene Ontology annotation, cellular component: mitochondrion. Gene Ontology annotation, molecular function: ubiquinone binding. Lineage: Eukaryota; Fungi; Basidiomycota; Agaricomycetes; Agaricales; Omphalotaceae. The transcript is spliced from 3 exons. Gene Ontology annotation, biological process: ubiquinone biosynthetic process; cellular respiration. Bases 1 to 594 code for a protein of 197 amino acids.